Messenger RNA from Penicillium malachiteum, 702 nucleotides. Its product is annotated as seipin co-factor family protein. The transcript has a single exon. The record is from RefSeq and is a predicted model, not a curated record. Bases 1 to 702 code for a protein of 233 amino acids. Lineage: Eukaryota; Fungi; Ascomycota; Eurotiomycetes; Eurotiales; Aspergillaceae.
AUGUCUCUCGACUCCGUCACCGGCGGUGUCACAAAUCGCAUCCCAAUAAACAAACUCGAAUCAACAACAACUCGCAACGUGAAAAACAUCCCAAAACUAGACCGACCCGUGAAACAGAUCAACAAAUCCACCAAAGACCUUACAGACCCCAUAGUUCCCGGCGAAUUCCCCCGCGAUGAAGGCCAACCACGCACACAACACGACCCAGCUCCAGUCGAAGGACUCUGGUCUAGUAUGACAGGAUGGAUGUCCUCUUUAUUCCCACAAGCAAUGGAUCGUUUCGAGAACCUUGUCAAAUGGCUCGUGGAAUAUAUCCUCCCACCAGCGAAGCAAGGACAAAUGUAUGACGCAGCGUUGAAACGACCCAUCGCGUCGACGUUUAUUGUUUGCCAAAUUAUCUGCUGUGGAGUCCCGCUGCUUAUAUUCCUAGCGGGUGUUUUUCUGUUCGCAGCUGUUGCGGUUUUAUUGUGGGCUGUGCUUUCGUUGCUGAUUCUGGGUCCGGUCUUGGUGGUUGCUAGUAUGAUGGGUGUUUCGCUUUGGGGAUGGGGUUGGAUUUUGUAUGGGUUGGUGGGAUGGGUUGAUCAGAAGUUUUUGGGUGGUUUAAUUUCUAGGUUUUGGUUGCCUAGGAUUCAGCCACAGGGUGAUGAUGAGGAGGGGGAAGGCGAGGAGUCAACGGGUGAGGAUGAGAAGAAGGAUACUUGA